Emys orbicularis (European pond turtle) is the source of this 1218-nucleotide messenger RNA. It is a transcript of the gene CXADR, whose product is annotated as CXADR Ig-like cell adhesion molecule. Gene Ontology annotation, cellular component: bicellular tight junction; basolateral plasma membrane; intercalated disc. Gene Ontology annotation, biological process: homotypic cell-cell adhesion. The record is from RefSeq and is a predicted model, not a curated record. NCBI's taxonomy places the organism in Eukaryota, Metazoa, Chordata, Testudines, Emydidae. The transcript has 9 exons. Gene Ontology annotation, molecular function: cell adhesion molecule binding.
AUGUGGCUCCGCAACCUGCAAUUCUUCAAGUAUUCAGUUACCAAGUUGAGGAGAUGCUGUGGUUAUGGUUACAGUAUAGUUUUCAAAUUCCGAUCAUCUUUAAGUGGACUUGCAAAUAUGUCUGUUACCUCCACCUCAAAUUAAAAUAUAAUAAAAUGUCUAACAAAAGGCCUAAAGAUAACUUCAACUGACCAGCCUAUGGUUGAAAAAGCUCAAGGAGAAAAAGUUACAUUGCUAUGUACAUUCACUGAAUCACAAGAAGAUCUAGGCCCACUAGAUGUUGAAUGGGUCUUAAUACCACUAGAUAAUCGAAAGAAGGAACAAACAAUUAUUAUGUACUCUAUAGACAGGAUUUAUAAUAAUUACUAUGAAGCUAUGAAUGGACGGGUACAGUUCACUAAUCCUGAUCCCAGAUCUGGUGACGGCUCCAUAGAUAUCCUGAAUCUAAAGUCAACAGACACAGGCACAUACCAGUGCAGAGUGAAGAAAGCUCCUGCAGUUGAAAGCCAAAAAAUACAGUUGACUGUGCUUGUAAAGCCAGCAAGGACUAAAUGCUACAUUGAAGGAUCACCGGAAACUGGAAGAGACCUUACCCUGAAAUGUGUAUCACAAGAAGGCUCCCCACUCUUAUCCUACAACUGGAGGAAAUUAACUGGCACACAGGAACUUCCGGUGACAUCGUUAUUGAAUAAAGAUACAGGUGAACUGUCUCUGAAAAAUGCCUCUGAGGAGUACUCUGGUACAUACAGUUGUGUGGCUGCAAACAGAGUUGGCACUGAUGACUGUUUCGUUGUGCUAAAUGUCACUCCUCCUAUAAAUACAGCUGGCACAAUUGCUGGAGCAGUUAUUGGAACUCUUCUGGGGCUCUUUUUAUUGGCCUUUCUCGUCUUCUGUUGCUGUAAGAAACGUAAAGAGAAAAAAUAUGAAAAAGAAGUGCACCAUGAUAUUAGAGAGGAUGUUCCUCCUCCAAAGAGUCGUACUUCAACAGCCCGCAGCUAUAUAGGCAGCAAUCGUUCUUCUCUGGGUUCAAUGUCUCCCUCCAAUAUGGAAGGAUAUGCCAAGACUCCAUAUAAUCAAGUACCAAGUGAAGACUUUGAACGUCCUUCUGGUCAAAACCCAAGCUUUCCACCGUCAAAGGUAGCUGCACCUAAUCUAAGUAGAAUGGGAGCUGUCCCUGUGAUGAUUCCAGCACAAAGCAAGGACGGGUCCAUAGUAUAG